Closterium sp. NIES-65 is the source of this 4110-nucleotide messenger RNA. Lineage: Eukaryota; Viridiplantae; Streptophyta; Zygnematophyceae; Desmidiales; Closteriaceae. The record is from the annotation of a GenBank genome assembly.
AUGGCCUCCGUCGCUCGCCCGCCGACCUCUCGCACCAGCCACCGCCGUUCCGCCUCGUCCCGCCGCUUCCGCGCAUUGUCUCCGCUCUCCGCGCUGCUCCUCGCCGCCUGCUGCCACCUCGCGCUCUCCCCGGUCCGCGGUGUCCUGCCCGUGGCGCGUGCGACGCCGCAAGUCCCGUGGGACAACUUCUCCUCGCCAUGCACGCCGAUCCCGGACCCUCCCCCCUCCGGUUUCAAGCUGUGGGGCGAUCCGACGAUUUGGCCGGGAGGUGUGGUGCCGGGCGUGGGGGCGGGCAAGGGCGGCAACGCCACCAUCCCGUGCGGAGUGGCCGUGCUGCUCAACGUGCCGUCUGUCGUCCUCUCCACCCUCACCAUCCGCGGCAUGCUCAAAAUCGAGGACACGCCAUCACGGCCGCUGGUGCAGGUGAACGCGUCGUUUGUGAUCAUGGAGGGGCAGCUGAUCGCAGGCAACAGCACCAAUCACUUCUCUCAGAAGGUCGUCUUCACGCUCACGCGCAACCCCAAGGGGCGCGCGCCCUACCAGUACACCGCCAACGCACCCGCUGACCCCGCCAACCCCCGCAACUUCGGCCACAAGGCCUUCGUCGUGGUGGGAGGGCAGGUGCGCAUGCACGGCAUGCCGGGGGGCUCCUCCACGCCCUCGUGGUGCCGCCUGGCAGCGACAGCACAGGCGGGCGAUACAGCCAUCAUCGUGGACCGGGACGUCUCCGCAUGGCCCGUGGGCUUCCAUGUCGGCCUCGCCUCCACCGACUUCUAUCCCGACCAGAUCGACGUCGCCAAAAUCGUUGCUGUGACGGCGGUGGGCGGCAGCAAGUGGAAAGUGGCGCUGAGCGCGCCGCUCUCCUACAGCCACUUCGGAGAGGUGGUGCCCGACGGGUUCGGCGGCACAAUCGACGAGCGCGGGGAGGUGGUGCUGCUGAACCGCACAGUGACCAUUCGAGGGGAGGACGAGGCGGCACCUUACAACUGGGAGGGCGGGCACUUCAUGGUGUUUUUCACUCAGACCGCGCAGAUGAUAGAGGGCGUGGAGUUUGCCCAGAUGGGGCAGCAGGGGCAGCUGGGGCGCUACAACAUCCACUUCCACCUCUGUGGGAAUCAGGCGGGGAGGAGCGUGGUGCGCAAGAACGUCAUGCAUGACAGCAAGCAGCGCUGUGUGGUGGUGCACGCCACCUUCAAUCUGACGGUGGAGGAGAACGUGGCGUUCAACACGAGAGGGCAUUGCUUCAUGGUGGAGGAGGGCGGCGAGCAAGGCAACUCCUUCAUCCGCAACCUUGGCAUCUGGACGCGCCCAGUGGAGGUGAAGAUAUCGGAUGAGGAGACGGAUGACAUGCCAUCCACAUUCUGGAUCACCAAUGCAAACAACAACUACCUCGGAAAUGUGGUUGCAGGCUCAGAAGACACCGGCUUCUGGAUCGAGCUACGGGACCGAGUGAGGGGACUGUCAUUGCAAUGGCCGCUCAUCAACACGCUCAUUCCCAUCAACUACCACCGUGUUGGCACGUUCGCGGGCAACGUUGCUCACUCCUGUGCCACGGGCUUCCGUGACUACCCUCGCGGCUUCAACCCCCGAUUCAACGCCUCCACCCUCUCCGAUGGCAGCUAUUGGGAUCAACCUGUGUGGGUGACUAUUGCGGGCUUCCUUCUUUACAAGAAUCUCUACGUGGGCGCGUUCAUCCACAACACGGACUACGUGGUGUUUGACGGCUUCACAACGGCGGACAACAUGUGGGGGGUGGAGAUGGCUCAGGUGGAGGGCAUUGUCCUGCGCAACCUGCGUGUGGUGGGGCAGACCGCCAACUACGGCAACCCCUGGGACUGCACCGACCCGGACUCCGAUGGUUGCGCUCCGGUCUCCGGCUGCAAGUUCCCAUUGGCGAAGGGCCAGCAGGGGCGCAGUGUGGGGGAUGGGGGGUGGGAGGAGCCGGUGUACGGGCUGGUGUUCACGCAGAGCCCAUGGUUCACCGACGGGCUCUUCAACAACGCUGUUGACGGCGCUAAGUUCGCCGGGUUUGACAGCACAUGCAAGCCGUCUGCAGCGGUGGCGGUGGGGGGGGACAUGGGAACGUACUGGAACGCCGGCAACAACUUCAAGAACCUCAAGUUCAGCACUGCAACGCGGACCAACCCAGUGGUCGUCCAGCCUCGGAAAUACCCUUCCAGAUACGAUUCCUCAGAGAGGGAGGACCAUGGGGAGGCACAGACGCAGGUGGCGUUGCCGGACAUGGACGGCAGCAUAGUGGGGUCAGUUCUCGCCAAGUCCUCUGCUGGGAACAACAGACGAGCAUCUGCUGCUGGUGAUGGUGCUACCGCUGGUGAUGGCGCUGCUGUUGCUGUUGCCGCCGUUGCUGUUGCUGCUGAUGGUGAUGAUGGUUCUGCUACACGCAGUGCUGCUUUCCCUGCAUCUCUUGGCAGGCUUGUCCUGCCACGGAAAGCUUCUCCUCUGCACCACCGUCGCCUGCUAGCCGCCCUCACUUCUUCCGCUGCUGCUACGACUGCUGCUAAUCCUGCCUCUCGUCGUCGCACACUCCGUGUUGCAGCUUCUGCUGCUACCACUGUCUCUGCUCUCAAGAGAUCAGGCGGCCGUUUCAGCAGGCGACUUAGCGACUUUGACCCCAGGCCCCACUCGCGCAAGAAGCACCCCCGCGCUUCCUUCAGAAUGUCCGCUUCUUCUGCCCGCUCGCUUGCCCGCUCCUCCUUCUCCUCCCCUUCCUCCUCUUCCUCCUUCUUCUCCACCUCCUCCUCCUCCUCUCGCACCUCCACCUCAAAGAAAGCCACCCCCGUGCCGUACGGCUUCCUAGUGGCCAACAACACAGCGGUGCUCCCCCCGCUGACCUCCUCAGGCACAUACGGCUCCUGCAAGCCCAUGCCAGGAGCCAAUGCGUACGCGUGCCCCUCGCCCACACACUGCUUCCGCACCGUCAACGUCCGCUACCUCGAGCCCGCCACUGCAGGCAACACCAACCGCACACAGGCCCACGGCGUGAUGAGCUUCAUCAAGGUGGUGCGUGCGAGAGAUGGCGCACAGCAGGCGUUUGACGGGAACUCGGACCACAUCGAGCUGGAGGAGGGUGGGAAGAAGGCGGAGCGGGUGUUUGGGUUCACAGCGCUGGUGGGGGAGGUGUAUGUGGUGCAGGUGGUGGGGCCGCGUGGGAAGGAGGAGUGGCAACCCAACGAGGUGGAGGUGUACUUUGGGGAUGGCGUGGAUAAGGAUUUCGCUGGCAGCUGCGGAGGCGCUGUGACGGUGCGCUUCAAGGCGCCUGCUGGGGGAGACGCACAGUGGGCCGCCAGGAUGACAGAUAUUGCAGCGUGGCGGCCCUGUACCGGCACCACUCAGCGUGCACCCGCUCUGUUUUCAUACGAGUGCGAUGCAAAAUCAGGGCGGCAGCAGGUGCAGGUGGUGCUGUCAGGCGAUGUGGACUACUACCUCCCUGCUGCCGUCUAUGUCUCCCAGAACCCCCCUGCACCCUGCUCCACCCUUUCGCGUUGUGGCCUGCUGGCACCGCGGGCAGUGUGGCGCUACAACCAGCAGGGAGGCGAGCUACAUCCGCGCUACCCCGGCGGUCCAGCCUUCUACAACCCCAACUUCAAGGACUCCUCCUGGCCCUCAGGCCCUGCCCCUCUCGCCUACGUGGAUUGGGACUGGGAUAUGGUGGGCACGAAUCUGGCCGAGCCAUCGUGGAACAAGCGCACGACAUACUACUUCCGCACGACCUUCUCCCUCACCAACUCCGCAUGCUUCUCGAGCCUGCUGCUGCAAAUGCCGGUGAACGAUGGUGUGAUUGUCUACAUCAACAACCGUGAGGUGCUGCGCCUCAACAUGCCAAAAGGGGUCGUCUCCACUUCCACCUCCGCGCUGGCGGAUAAAGAGGCGAUCAAUGACAACGAUGAUGGGUUCAUCUACACGGACAAGACAGUGGCUCUGCCAGGGGCGGCAGCAGCGCCGGUGCUGACAGACGGGGUGAACGUGGUGGCAGCAGAGGUGCACCUCAAUCACGACAACGGCUGGGACAUCGCCUGGGCUCUGCGCCUCUCCGCUCUCCCCUCGUACGUGCCACAACACAUGCCUGUGUGUGGAGCAUGGCACGUGUGA